AUGGGCUCACACCUUUCUCAGGAGGGCGCCCCGCCAAUGAACCCAAGCCGAGAUCUCUGUUCCCCUCAUCAAUGCGUGACGACACAUCCUGAUAUCAAGAGCGACGCUCGUAAGCACGCGUUCGUCACGGCAGGCCCACCGGCUCACUCGCAUAGAAAAGGCAACGAAGCACACAAGGGGAAUGGCUUCCGCUACCCGGGUCCGGAUGCCACCCACAUGGCGUGCCUACUGGAACCCGUCAUGCCAUCCUCUCUCGUCAGCCGCAAGAUGGCAUCGAAGAAGAGAAAACGACUGGUCGCCUUGCGAGACUUCAAGAGGCAAUUCUUGUCGGCCCAGGCGCAGGGCAUGUGUGGGAGCGGAAAGGCUUCGCCGCGCCGGGAGAAUGUCCAUUUUGCAACAACGGCAGGGUGCUAUUCGGGCACCCUCGAGAACGUGAUUCGACCUCCAUCGAGUUUUCCUCAGCAUGCAGCCCAUUGCUCACAUCCGAUGGGGGUAAGUCACAACAUGCGGAUGGAAGUGUCUGUAUCCGUACCAGUCUACACUGGCGCACAAGAAAGCAACAACAGACGGCCCCUCUUUGGGCCGCAAUAUAUCAACGUGCCCUUGAAGCAAAUGCCGCUCGGGGGCUCGGAGCAGUGCACCUUAUCCACGUCGCGCCCGGGGAACAUGAUCGCAUCCUGGGCAGACUUUACAAAGACCAGGACUAGGUGCUUUUCCACCACGUUCAUCUCAUCCACUUCUCCACUAGAUUUUUGUUCUUACCCCUGGCGCCCCAAAGAACUUUUGGGUCUUUGCCCCCUCCUCAAAAUCUCGAAAACCAACGGACUAACGGUUCCACUGCCUUUCAAAAGAAACAAAGCUACAAUGUGUCAGACUGGCCAGGGCCGAGCUCGUACCCAUGAUAUGGUAAUUCUAGCCAACGGAUCGCCCUAA
Messenger RNA from Colletotrichum lupini, 933 nucleotides. RefSeq lists its product as uncharacterized. The record is from RefSeq and is a predicted model, not a curated record. Bases 1 to 933 code for a protein of 310 amino acids. The transcript is spliced from 4 exons. Lineage: Eukaryota; Fungi; Ascomycota; Sordariomycetes; Glomerellales; Glomerellaceae.